This is a messenger RNA of Misgurnus anguillicaudatus (oriental weatherfish), 2179 nucleotides long. NCBI's taxonomy places the organism in Eukaryota, Metazoa, Chordata, Actinopteri, Cypriniformes, Cobitidae. The record is from RefSeq and is a predicted model, not a curated record.
AUUCUUCUCUCGUGAUAUCGCUUUCAUUCUUGAGCAGACUCGUGCGCGCUCCCGCGGCGCGCGUGUCGUGAGACUCGCGCGAGAACAUCGCGGUGAAUUUCUAUCGCUGUAAAUCUCCUCACAUUUGUAAAAGCGACAUGUAAUAACAGAGAACGGAUUAAAGCCGCUGAAGGGGAGGAACCGCUGAUCUGUAGACGUGAGCUUUUUUCUGCUUUCACUGGCAUUUGUUUUCAAGAGUCAGCACACCAGAGUCACGAUGCUCUCUCAGAAACGUGUUUUUACUGCAGGUGUUUACUGAGGCUCAGCUAUGACUGUACAGGACACAUGCGCUCCAGACGAGGGCGCUAUAAUAUGCAUUAAUGUCGGAGGCUUCAGGCGACGACUUCUAUCCACGCGUCUGUCUCGGUUUCCAGAGACGAGACUUGCGCGGCUACUGCACUGUCGGUCCAAAGAAUCGAUCCUCGAACUGUGUGACGACUACGAUGACCUCGAGAAGGAGUUUUACUUUGACCGCAAUCCUGCGCUCUUUCCUUACGUUUUGCAUUUCUAUAACACGGGAAGACUGCACGUUAUGGGUGAGCUCUGUAUUUUUUCCUUCAGUCAAGAAAUCGAGUACUGGGGAAUCAACGAGUUCUUCAUUGACUCUUGUUGCAGCAGCACCUACCACUGCCGCAAGAUGGAGCCCGAGGAGACGGACUGGGACGACAAGAGCGAAGACGGCAGCACGGCAUCGUCCUUCGACGAGAUCCUCGAGUUCUAUAACGAUGCCGGAAAGUUUGACAAGCAGCUUCUGGGUAGCGUCCGUCGCAAAGUCUGGUUAAUGUUGGACAAUCCCGGGUAUUCCCUGCCUAGCCGGUUCAUCAGUGUUUUCUCUAUCCUGGUCGUGCUGAGUUCCAUAGCCACCAUGUGUAUGAACAGCAUGAGCGAGUUCACUUUCCUGGACAGCGACGGCAGACCCCGCGAGGACCCGCGCUUCGAGGCCGUGGAGCAGUUUGGAAUCGCAUGGUUCACAUUUGAACUGGUGGCCAGAUUUGCUGUAGCACCAGACCUUCUUCACUUCUUCAAACACCCGCUGAACCUUAUCGACCUGGUGUCCAUCUUACCUUUCUAUCUCACUUUGAUCAUUAACCUGGUUGCGGAGAGCAGCCCGGCGCUAGUCAACCUGGGUCGAAUGGCACAGGUUCUGCGGCUGAUGAGGGUCUUCCGCAUCCUAAAACUGGCCCGUCACUCCACUGGCCUGCGCUCCCUCGGCGCCACGCUCAAAAACAGCUAUAGGGAAAUCGGGCUGCUGCUGCUGUACUUAGCCGUCGGUGUGUCGUUUUUCUCCGUCAUGGCGUACACGGCGGAGAAGGAAGACAACGAAGGCUUGAGCACCAUUCCGGCCAGCUGGUGGUGGGCUACGGUGAGCAUGACCACCGUGGGCUACGGGGACGUGGUUCCUGCUUCGGUCGCAGGGAAAUUGAUGGCCUCAGCUUGCAUCCUGGCAGGAAUACUAGUUGUCGUGCUUCCAAUCACUUUGAUAUUUAAUAAGUUUUCUCUGUUUUAUAAGAGACAGAAACAGCUGGAGGCCAUCAUGAGGAGCUGUGACUUUGACGCGGGAAUUAAAGAGGUUCCUUCCGCCAAUCUGAGGAAUUAUUACGCUCGUAAAGUGAAAACGCUCAUGGCCAGUCUGUCCAACAUGAGCCGCAGUUCAGCCAGCGAUCACAGUUUAACCGAGUCUUUGCAUUAGACUGGAAAUGAGUUGUGACUUGACUGUGCGAUUGUUUUUUUCCUGGAUCUCAAACACAAGGCUGCUCCUCGGCUAGAUAAAUAAUGUGUCUCACUGUAAGGACUGCGAAAUGUUACGUUGGCUGUCUGUGAUGUUUCUGGGUUCAGAGCUGCAUGUCACUGUAUAUGAAGCUUUGACAAUGUUUCUGUCACGACUCACACACCAAAAACAUACAGUAGUCCCUAGGUUUACCGGUUUGUUAUAAUAUCACUAUAAUAUCACAUGUUUUUAAGCGAACAGGUCAAUCUUUAGCACUGAUAUUGAAGCAUUUCCAACGAAUUGUUUUCGAUCCUGUUCCAAAUCUUCCUGUUUUGAACACAUUUUUAUCUGUAAGGUUCCUAAAGGUUCUGCUUACUUUGCUUCAAGAUAUAUUAUGCAUUAAAUCUUCAAUAAAUUAACGAGAUGUUUUUU